UUUCCUAUCUCUAUGGUCUGGUCGCGGCCUCCCGCGUCGGGGUUGCAGUUUCCACCCGGACGACGACGCUGAGCGGACCUUCCCAGGGUCAGUGGGUGCUGCCGCCGUCGCCGCCGCCGCUCGGCUUCCCUCAUGGCUUUCAACUUCGGGCCAGCCGCCGGCGCUGCAGCCGCCCCCAACCCUGCGGGGGCCUUUGGAGGAUUUGGGACAGCAAACACCACAGCUGGAUCUACGUUCAGCUUCUCGGCACCUACCAACACCGGGGCUGGUGGGUUGUUUAGUGCUACCCAGAACAAGGGGUUUGGAUUUGGUACUGGCUUCGGGACAGGUACCGGCCUUGGCACAGGUUUGGGAACUGGUUUGGGAUUUGGAGCCUUCAGCACCCAGCAGCAGCAGCAACCAACCCUAGGAAGCCUCUUCAGUCAGCCGGCUCAAGCCCCUGCCCAGUCUAACCAGCUGAUAAACACAGCAAGUGCCCUUUCUGCACCCACACUGUUGGGAGAUGAGCGAGAUGCUAUUUUGGCCAAGUGGAACCAGCUGCAGGCAUUUUGGGGCACAGGCAAAGGAUAUUUCAACAACAGCAUUGCCCCAGUGGAGUUCUCGCAGGAAAACCCCUUCUGCAGGUUUAAGGCUGUUGGCUAUAGCUGCAUGUCCAACAACAAGGAUGAAGAUGGCUUGGUAGCACUGGUCUUCAACAAGAAGGAAGCAGAAAUUCGAAGCCAGCAGCAGCAGCUUGUGGAAUCUGUGCACAAAAUCUUAGGUUCAAACCAGACUCUCACAGUCAACGUGGAAGGUGUGAAGACCAUGCCAGAUGAUCAGACUGAAGUAGUCAUCUAUGUUGUUGAGCGAUCUCCAAAUGGGACUUCCAGGCGAGUCCCCUCUACCACUCUGUAUGCACACUUUGAACAAGCGAAUGUCAAAAACCAGCUGCAGCAGCUUGGAGUCACCCUCAUCAUGGCCAGGACAGAGCUUUCUCCAGCGCAGGUCAAGCAGCUGCUACAGAAUCCUCCUGCAGGAGUUGAUCCAAUCAUUUGGGAACAGGCCAAAGUUGACAAUCCAGAUCCUGAAAAGCUGAUUCCAGUGCCGAUGGUUGGUUUCAAAGAACUGCUGAGGAGGUUGAAAGUCCAAGACCAAAUGACAAAGCAGCAUCAAACCAGAUUAGAUAUAAUAUCAGAAGACAUAAGUGAGCUUCAGAAAAACCAGACUACAACGAUGGCCAAAAUAGCUCAGUACAAGCGGAAGCUAAUGGAUCUUUCACACAGAACAUUGCAGGUGUUAAUCAAGCAAGAGAUCCAGAGGAAAAGCGGCUAUGCCAUCCAAGCCGAUGAGGAGCAGCUUCGCGUACAGUUGGAUACGAUCCAGUGUGAACUCAAUGCUCCCACGCAGUUCAAGGGCCGGCUGAAUGAGUUGAUGUCCCAGAUCAGAAUGCAGAACCAUUUUGGAGCUGUGAGAUCGGAAGAGAGGUACUACAUCGAUGCAGACCUCUUGCGGGAAAUUAAACAGCAUCUGAAGCAGCAACAAGAAGGGCUCAGUCACCUGAUCAGCAUUGUAAAAGAUGACCUGGAAGAUAUAAAGCUCAUAGAACAUGGAUUAAAUGAGAGCUUACCUAUCAGAGGAGGGGUGUUCAGUUGAUGGACACCCUUCCGUUGUGCAGAGGCUUAUGGAACCUGCAAUUUCCUAUCCAUGACCAAAACUCACUAGGUGGUUUAAAAUAUAUCUAUCUAUCAAUAAAUCUUAGUAUGGGGCGAGAGGAUUCCCAUGGUAUUGGUGUCCUUUCCCCAAUUUGGCCAUCAAGUGGUUCGGUUUCCUAAUGGUGCAGCUGGUUUCAAGAACAGACUUUAGACACUUCAGAAGCUGCUUUGUGAUCUAAGCCUGCAAUUUUGGCAAUAUCGACUGUGUGGGUUAGGUGUGGAAGGUUAACACCUUCCGUGUUAACAUCUUGAGAGGAAAUACAAUGCUAUUGCUUACAGCAAACACACCCCAAAAUAACUGCUGGUUGUUUAUGUGCCCAUAAGACAUUGUCCAAUCUGUUUAAACAAACUUCGAAAUAAAGCUUUGAACCUUCUACAUUACAGGGGGGAAA
Podarcis raffonei (Aeolian wall lizard) is the source of this 2083-nucleotide messenger RNA. It is a transcript of the gene NUP54, whose product is annotated as nucleoporin 54. Gene Ontology annotation, cellular component: nuclear pore; nuclear pore central transport channel. The transcript is spliced from 12 exons. Gene Ontology annotation, molecular function: structural constituent of nuclear pore. The coding region runs from base 133 to 1632 and encodes 499 amino acids. The record is from RefSeq and is a predicted model, not a curated record. Lineage: Eukaryota; Metazoa; Chordata; Lepidosauria; Squamata; Lacertidae. Gene Ontology annotation, biological process: NLS-bearing protein import into nucleus; nuclear pore organization; protein localization to nuclear inner membrane.